This is a messenger RNA of Balaenoptera ricei (Rice's whale), 1756 nucleotides long. RefSeq lists its product as uncharacterized. The record is from RefSeq and is a predicted model, not a curated record. The coding region runs from base 663 to 1271 and encodes 202 amino acids. NCBI's taxonomy places the organism in Eukaryota, Metazoa, Chordata, Mammalia, Artiodactyla, Balaenopteridae. The transcript is spliced from 3 exons.
GUGGGGAAGCCAUCCAGACUCGGAGCUUUGUGCCCGCGAGAACUGUCCUGGCAGGCCUGCCUGGGGGUCCUCCUCCCCUGGCACCUGAUCGGGCUGGGGGUCCUGCCGUCACCAGCAAAACCGCCCCAGCCAGGUCAGCAAACACCAGUGUGGCUGGAGACCUUUCUGGUCUAGAGAAUCUCCGGGGCAAGACAUCAUGAUAACAAGGCAGCUCCUCGCAGCUGUGGCACCAGGGAGGCGAGUGUACAAACUGCUGUCCAGGGAACAGGCUUCAGACCCGAGCACGGCCAGCACCUCCCACUGCCGCCUCCGCCUGUGACUCCCAUGCUGGCUUCGGCCCUCCCACCGGCUCCUUUGAAGACUGAGCUGCAGACCCUUGGCCCACUGGGUCCCAAGUCCACCUCCGUGCAGCCUGGCAGGAGGCCUGUGGCCCGGAGCUGGAUGGCAGUGCUUCCGCAGUGAGCACUGGGGACCCCACUGUCCCCUUGGCUGGCUGUGGCGGCGGUGCUGUGCUUUGUCCUCUGCCUUCCCUCCUCUCUGGAGAACCAUUCCUUGAACUUGGCCCCUGCUCCCAGGAACUGGGCUCUCUGUGUGUCCUCCCGCAUCAGCCAUCAUCCCAGCUGAGCAGCCUGACUUAACAGGUGGACCACUCAGGACACUAAAUGCUGCCACUGUGGGAGCUUCCUGCCCUGGCCAUGUGGGGCCCCGGGAUGUCGACGGCAGCUUGGAUGCAGCCUUUGCCUGCCGUGCGGCCUUUCAGACACGAGACGGUGGGCCUGCCCCCCAGGGCCAGCUCUCCGUUCAGGUAUUUCUCGUCCUUUUUCGGUUGUGAAAGCAGAUCAGCCCCAAAGCAAGAAGUUCCUGAUGAAAUAUGCAUAAAAAGGAACCUCAAAACUAGCAAAACUUCCACAUUCCUGCGCUCCAGGGAGGAACAGAGAUCAAGAAGGAAGGGAAGAGAAAGGCCAUGCCACCUGUCAGCGAACCCGGGAGCCGGAGGUCCCUCCCUUGACCAGAGCCCCUGCAGGAUCCAGGCCCGGCCACAGGGCGAGGCUGACGCUGCAGACUCCACGGACGGGGGUUUCCAAGGCCUGAGGACAGCCAUCCCUCGGGGUGAGCUGCCGGCGCCCCGGCCCCAGUGCCCACAGCGAUCCCGGCACUGGGCGGCCCCGGUGUCAGGUACGCCCGACACACCUGCAAGCUCCCUGCGGCCCCGCGUGGCCUGUGUCCCUGCGGCCUCACCCACGCAGCACUCUGGUCCUGUUUGCCUUUAGUGUCCUGACUCUUGGUGUUACUGCGUGUUUGUUUCCGGGAGAGCUUCAGCACUGGGGAUGCUGGUCUCCUCAUGCUCCCCUGGGGGACCGAGGUGGCCAUGGGCUAUAAACGCCUAUGCACAGCUGGUGGCCUUGGGCCUGUGCUGGGGCAGACGCUUUCCCCAGUCUAGUGUUUCCGACUGUUAUUUUUAGUCCUAGAAAUGCAACUUUCCAACUAGUCAAAUUUGUUGAACUUUUACUUUAUUUUCACAUCCUUCAGUCUGUGGAAAGCAAGUGUGGUCUACAUUUGGGGUAGAUGUUCUCUUUUGUUCUCGCCUCGCUUUCGCGGGGCUUGCUUUUCACGCGGUGUUCUCUUAACCCAGACGGGUGUUGCGCUGGUCCCCACGUUUCUUCCCAGAUGCCCUGGGCAUCUGUCAGUGCUUCCUUGUCCUGCUGCCUCUGGAUCUUGUUUUCUCCUACAAUAAACAUCUGUUCUGACCUGUUCA